ACCUUACGUCAAUCAGGUGAAAAUGAGUACGUAGCUUCGGCAGGUGAAGUUCCUGGGAUAGAACAUUAGACUGAGGCCCGUGUAGGAUUGAAGCACAUCAAAGAACAUGAAGGGGCUUUUCUCGGUAGACAAAAAUCAAACCUUACAGUCAGGUCUCCGUGUUGGCAUUUCGAGAAAGGUGAAAGUCACCUGAUGCUUCCACAAAAUGUGGCGAAUCCAAAUGAAUAGACAAAUAAAGAUGGUGGUAGAUGGCAUAUAAAGACUUCUGAUUUUAUUGUAUUCAAAGCUAGCAGCUCUAGAACAGCUUGUCCAUGGCUACUUACUUCAUCACGUAACAAUGCCAAGGAUUCUAGAACAAGGUACCUAGAUACGUCUUACAAACAAAAGCGACUGAUCGCACUGUAUCCUCGAGUCAUCCUUAAUUGGUCAUAGAUAAUUUAUAUCUGAGGACAAAAAUGUUGCCAUUAGGACAAUCUCUGGCUGGCCGUCUUUGUUCUUCCCUUGCUAGUGCCUCAAAACGGUCGCUAGUGACCUGCCAAGUCCUUUCCAGCAGCAUUCCGUCGAGCAGCCAAAAUUGCUCUUUUUUCAAGAAUCGCCAGGUGUCGGCUCAGUCAGCGCCGUUGGUCAACACAGUGAGCAGGCGCCACAGAUGGAAGGACGUGAAUGGUCACCCGAGCUCAAUCUUGCCCUUCAUCACAACUGGCACCGCAGAGGUGUCUCACCUGGCCUUGUGGGAAGAUGCCUGCGCCGUUGACAAUAUGAAAGCGCACCUGGCGACAUUGUCGGCAGCCGCUAGACCCCCGUGCACUGUGGCUGUUAGGCCUGAACUUCCACAGGACAGCUUGGACGGACAACUAGACGCAAAUGCUGGGCCCUCGGACGCUGCAGAGCAGGACGAUGCAACAUAUAGGCAGGAGACUGCUAAGUCAAACGAGAUAUCAAGCAUCCCCAUCAAAGAACAGCAAGAAGCUGUUGUUCAGGUUCUGGAAACUGAUUGCGCACUCCUAUUACGGAGAAGGCACGCCGUGGUCUCGCCAAGAGGAAAACGGGCUUCUGCUCAAUUAACCACAUCCCAGACUUGACCACCAGUGAGACAGAUUUAAAAGAGAGGGUACGCGCUAUCUUCAAGACGCUCGACUACCGGCUAACCGCGAGGAUGAUGAGAGCCAAGCCUGUCAUGAAGAUGCUGAACCGCGUCCGAAGGAGCAGGAGAAUCAUCUUGAGGCCCCUGAGCGCGAUGGAGAGUUGGGAAAGAAGAGGAGCGUGUGAAUACGAGAGGGAGAAACGGCUCACUUAUGUCACUCUCCGACUCGAACACGAGGCAGACGUGAUGGGGGAAAAGAAGAAACAACGACUGAAGAACUUCCGCAGCUUCCUCAGUAGGGGUGGGUAUGAUGGUGACCUGACAGAAUAGUAUCAGGGGGCCUGCAGAACAGGAAUCGCCACUUCAACCAUCUUUCGGAAAGAUGGCGUAGAAAUGUUCCACACUGGUACUGAUGUCAUGGACCCGACUACACCAGUGGCGUUCACAGACGUCCGCCGGAUGUUGUCUACGGCGACAGAUCGCCGGCGAAGAGCUCCAGGAGCGCUUGGACAGUAGUGUCAGUACGGUCGAUGGACAACAAACCAUACACUUGAGAGGAUCGUAGGAUUGAAGACAGUUGAAGAGAAGAUAAUAGUACGUGGAACCACUCUCAGGCUGUGGUGGACAAGUACGGAUGUCCCCAAAUUGCCAUUGCUGUACCGGUACCGUUGAAGGUCGGACUCCGGGAGAGUUAGAUCCAUCACAGUACAAAGCUGAUGUAGUACUGAGCACAUAUGUCCACAUUUUAGAUCUAGCGGCAGUAUGCUGUAAUGACCCGACUGAGCCUGUUGACAUUGUGAACAGUGAACGGAUAUCGUGGAAUUGCUAUCAGUCUGGGUUGCCAUAAUAAUAUUAUGGCAACCCAGUUGCUUAUGUUCUCCAGGCAUGCUCUCGGGUUACGUGACCUCGCCAUCGAUAGGUUCUUGAUUUGAACUGUGGUGGAAUACACGAACUCAGCCUCGAUCGUCGGCUUAUAUACUGUCUGGCAUCUGCAUUUCUGCAAGUUAUUGAUAGAUGACGCUGCGGUGGUUGUACAAAGUACAGAAAGUGUGGGCUGUAGCCUGUAUCAGUUACGUUGUCACUGUUUGAUUGGAGAACAGUUAGCACUAACGUUAAACACGCUGUGUUCACACGUACUGAUUUCGUUGUCCUUUCGUUGUUUUGUCAGCAAAUCUUUUACUCUGACUCAGACUUUAUCUUUCUUAAGUAAUAUGAAAUGGCUCGAAUACACAUAUUAUUGGAUCAAGUCUUCGCCACGCCUUCACAACAUCAUCUGUUAUGAAAAUACCAGCGUACUUGAGCUUUUAUACCGUUACAUGUCAUUUGCCGAUUUAGCGAAAGUAAUUUUACACACACAUGGUGGUAUGUGAUGUGGUUUAAAAUUUUCUUAUCAUAUAGGUAUAUGAGGCUGAUACUUCUUAUCCUGUUAUCCACACCUUUUAUAGGUGCAGAUUCUCUUCGUCCGUCAAUUGGUCUUGUAUUUACGUGCGAGGACGAAGAGACUCCGCAUACGCAGCUAUCACAUUUCUUUUCCGACACCAGGCUAACAAUGUGUUCCGUAAUGUCACUAACACGUUCAUUUCUGUCAAUUCUCUUGUCGUUACCAUCUGGCGCACAUUACCCCCAGCUUUCAUCGGUGUGACAUCAUCAUUAUCAUCGUCAGUUGCACCAAGGAGCUCAACCUCCUCGGUUGCGCCAUUGCAAUAUAUCUACGAAAUAGAAACUAUGCCAAUACUACUUUUGUUGCAUCGCUAAUUGCUUUAUCUUGCCAUCACCUAAGACGCCCACUGUGUUAGCAUAGCUUUAUAUAACGUUAUGUUCAGCGUAAACGAUAGAUCAGAAGUAGCAUAGCUUUAGUAGUUUUGUUUCUCCAAUUGUUCACUGUCAACACUGCAAGUGAUAGUAUUUUACAGUAGUUUUUCAGGUAAUGGUAUAACUGCAUUUAGCCCAUGUGGACAAGAACAUAUGCUUGCAAAUGAAAAUCAUCAUAGUGAAGUCGUGGA
Messenger RNA from Branchiostoma floridae (Florida lancelet), 3087 nucleotides. RefSeq lists its product as uncharacterized. The transcript has 2 exons. Lineage: Eukaryota; Metazoa; Chordata; Leptocardii; Amphioxiformes; Branchiostomatidae. The record is from RefSeq and is a predicted model, not a curated record. The coding region runs from base 456 to 1082 and encodes 208 amino acids.